Messenger RNA from Venustampulla echinocandica, 2868 nucleotides. RefSeq lists its product as uncharacterized. Bases 1 to 2868 code for a protein of 955 amino acids. The transcript has 8 exons. The record is from RefSeq and is a predicted model, not a curated record. Gene Ontology annotation, cellular component: endoplasmic reticulum. NCBI's taxonomy places the organism in Eukaryota, Fungi, Ascomycota, Leotiomycetes, Helotiales, Pleuroascaceae. Gene Ontology annotation, biological process: GPI anchor biosynthetic process; fungal-type cell wall organization.
AUGGCGCCGAAGUUCAAAGAUGGCGAUGUGGUGCUUGCCAUCUCAGGUAAAUGGGUAUCCUGGACCCAUACCGCGUUUGCCUACACUGCUUUUUUCAGUGCCUUGAUUGUGGGCAUUUCCCUCCAUUACCACAAGAUCGUCGAGAACGAAUACUAUGGGUACCCCGACGAAUGGUUCCCGUCGGUCUCGGCCACCAUUGGGGACCGAUAUCCUGAGCGUUCAUUCUUUAUGAUAUUCAUAGCUAUCACCUCGGGCCCUCGUUUUGCUCUGGUAGGCCUAUGGUACCUGCUCACUGCCCGACCGAACUCGAUGCUUCCCAAAUUCGUCGCGAUUAUGGGCGUGUUCAGAAGUCUUACGUGCGGCGGCUGGACAUAUGUUACAUCGACGGAUAACCACGAUUGGCAUGAUAUUUUCAUGAUAUCAUAUUUGGUAGCAACAGUGCCUUGGACUCUUGGCUGCCUCGCCUUGAGCCCGAAUAACCCGCAGGCAGUGAAGUAUCGGAAAUAUCUUGCGGGAGCCUUUUUCGGUACUCUGCUCCCCUUGAUCUAUUUCUUCAUCCAACACAAGGUCCAUAAAGUCGCAGGAGCCUACACUACUUAUGCUUUCUUUGAAUGGUCCUUGAUCUUAUUUGACGUGGCUUUUGAUGCUGUGACGGCUCUCGAUUUUACAACUUUCGAAUUGAUAGUCAAAGACGUGAAAGGGUCGAGUAAGGGAAACAGCAAGAUGGUGGCCGACGCAGUUCUUGAAAAAGAGAAGGGCAAACCGAUUGACCAAGUCUUUGGCCAGGCGUUCUCGUGGAGUGAAGCUAUCGAUGCCAUAGCCGAUAUUUACAAUGGGUUCGCGUUUUGGUCGACACUGACUUCGUUGGGUAUCGUUGUGUGGUAUUUUCCAUUAUGGCACAUGGGUAUUUCGGGUUAUGAGGUCUUCAUCAUGACAACAAUCUCACCAUUCCUACUCGGCAUUCGAUCCGUGCGAUUGUUGGUGGUCAGAAACCUUCGACUUUUCCAUUUCAUGGGACUUGCCGGACUGUUUGCAUACCAGGCUCACAAUCCAGUCUUACGGCUAUUUGCUGUUGGGUUCGGCGUUUUUAUGUCGUGCUUGUCGUGGGCUGCAACUUGGUACUCGGAAGCAAGCCAGCCAGUACGCCUGGAGUCAAGGAUUUCGGCAUGGACAAUCGGGCUUGUCGCAUCGAGUGUGAUAAAAUUUGCCUGCAGAACUAGCAACCCCGUUUGGGCAGUCUCGCAUGCGGAGAACGGAGGGUACAACGGUCUUGGUUUUAUUCUUGCAGUACUGGCUGUCCUCCGCUCCACGAGAAAGACCCCAAUUGCUAGGAACGAGCUGGCAAUUCAGGGACAGAAGAAUGAACGAUCAGUUCUGGCUGGGUUAGGAAUCGGCGGUCUCUUUUUCGCCCUGCACUCCCUGUUAUCAGACUCUAGUACAAUGAUUCUCUGGGUCUGGGAAGGUUACCCAAUUCGUGGGCCAAUUUCAGCACCUCAUGGAGCUCUCACGAUAUUUGCGAUGGCAAUAGGCCUUAUAGUAGGACUUUUCCAGGAAAGCCUAGCUCGCAGUUGGACUCUUUAUGGCGUCGGCUGCAUCGGCGCUGCUCUUCUCACCACAUCAAGCAAUUGGAGAGGAUUUUAUGGCGCUCUCAUUCUGGCUGCAUAUUUAAUGGCUGUCUCAAUUCCACUCAUCAGCUCCGCAGCCAAGAAGAGCCCUGCUACCUCGUUUGGUUUCGGAUACCUGGUCUACAACUUCAUGGCGCUGUUCCAUGUGUGGGUGGUGGCCUACGCUUUCGUACCCGGUGGCCCUCUCGUCAGAGAACGUACCGACUGGGUCAUGAUAUCCAUGAUGCUCCUCAUCGGUUGUGGUGUAUUUGCAGCUGCUUCGCCUUCCGCUGUCGCACAGCGCAAACGCGUCAACACAUAUCUCAAUGGCAGAAGACAGCGCUCCUACUACAUCUACGUUCUUGGUGUGCUUCAGCUUCUCGCAGUCGCUAUUGCCUACCUCCGAUUCCCAACAUACGAUUAUGUCCCAUAUCACAAGGAUGAUAAAAUUCUCACUGCGGGUAUUUGGACUAUCCAUUUCUCUCUCGACAAUGACAUGUGGUCCUCAGAGCGCCGAAUGAGAGACAUUAUUAAAGAGCUUGAAAUCGAUGUCAUCGGUCUCCUAGAAUCGGAUUUACAGCGCAUCAUCAUGGGUAACCGUGACACAACACAGUUUCUCGCUGAGGAUUUGGGAAUGUAUGUCGAUUACGGACCAGGACCAAAUAAGCAUACCUGGGGCGCCGCGCUACUAUCCAAGUUCCCAAUCGUCAACUCGACGCAUCACCUCCUACCUUCCCCAGUAGGCGAGUUAGCGCCAGCGAUUGAGGCGACCCUCGACGUAUAUGGCGAGAUGAUUGAUGUAUUCGUCUUCCAUUCGGGUCAAGAAGAAGAUCCGGAGGAUCGCAGGCUACAAUCCGAAUACCUUUCUAAACUCAUGGGCGCCACCCCCCGCCCAGCAAUCCUCCUCUCAUACCUAGUCACCAACCCGGGCGAGGGGAACUACAACACAUACGUGUCUGAGACGAGCGGGAUGCAUGACAUCGACCCGGCCGACGACUGGGAUAGAUGGUGCGAAUACAUUCUCUACAAAGGCCUCAAGAGAACUGGAUAUGCGCGAGUCUCACGGUCCACUAUUACCGAUACGGAGAUUCAAGUAGGCAAAUUCCUAGUUGGCGAGAAGGAGCCCGAGGAUGCGGCAGUGAGGAAUAAACAUAUCAGUGAAGACCAGGUUCCCGAGGGCAGGCGCUUCCCUCAGAUGUUCCGGGGAGAGGGAGUCAGGGGUCACCAAUAUCACGUUUUUGAUGAGCCGUGGUAUUACGAAUAG